Aspergillus brunneoviolaceus CBS 621.78 is the source of this 1578-nucleotide messenger RNA. RefSeq names its product FAD-binding oxidoreductase. Gene Ontology annotation, molecular function: FAD binding; oxidoreductase activity. The record is from RefSeq and is a predicted model, not a curated record. Lineage: Eukaryota; Fungi; Ascomycota; Eurotiomycetes; Eurotiales; Aspergillaceae. The transcript has 6 exons. Bases 1 to 1578 code for a protein of 525 amino acids.
AUGACUCCGACCGCAGCUGCCAUCCUCUCUGCUGCUCAGCUAGAUGUCGAGCGCCACAGCCGGCUUGAGGCUGUUCUCUCGGCGUACACUGCCCUUCCUGACGCCGAGAAAGACCAGCAAAGGAGGUCCUAUGUGUCCCAAGCGUUUGAUCUAUGCUUCUCCGGCCACAGCGUGGCUCCAGGGGCCAGUGGGUACGAGUCCCAGCGUCGAAUGCCUUGCCACCAGACCCCCGAUCGGGCACUCAACGAUCAGCGCAGGUCCACCAAUUGCUGGCUUCAGCCCCAAGUGAUCGUCUCUCCGUCAUCGGCGCCACAGGUUGCGACUGCUUUGGCUCUGUGCCGAUUCUUCCAUGUGAAGUUCUCCAUCCGCGGUGGGGGCCGGCUGCAGAUCCCCGGGUUCACCAGCAACGAGGGCGGCGUGGUCAUUUCACUGAGUAACUUCAACCAGAUCGAACUGUCGGAUGACAAGAGCAUUGCCAAGAUCGGCGUGGGCUUGCGGUGGCUGGACGUCUACCGGGGUCUAGAAGCGCACGGUGUGGUUGUGGCCGGCGGCCGCGUCCCGGAUGUGGGUGUGUCGGGUUUGUUGCUGGGAGGAGGGAUAUCAUUCCAGAACAGUCAGUAUGGCAUGGGCGCGAUGAACGUGUGCAACUACGAGGUCGUUCUCGCCGACUCCCGGAUCGUCAAUGCCAACGCGCAAGAAAACAGCGAUCUCUUCUGGGCACUGAAAGGAGGUGGUCCCAACUAUGGGAUCGUCACUCGGAUGGACAUGGUAACCAUCCCCAACCAGAUCUGGGCGGAGGUUCAGAUCUACCCGCCCACCGCCAGCGAGCCACUGCUGGACGCCCUCAUGCAAUACCACCAAGCCAUCGAGACUGACAACAAGGCGACUCUGAUCUGGAACGCGACCGACCAGUUCAUUCUCGUUGUCUACGUCUACUGCGCCCCGAUCGAACGGCCUGCAGUCUUCGAGCCUUUUUACAAUAUCCCCUCCGUCGCCACCUUUGUCCCCGCCGGGGUGCGGUCUGUGUACGAUCUCGUGCAGGCUGUCGCAUCGGUCAAUGAGGCCGAACCAACCCUCCACGAAUUCCGCACCAUGUCCAGCCGACCGUGCCUGGAGGUCUAUCGCGCGAUCGAGAAAGCCCACGCAGAGCAUGUAGAAGCGCUGAAGGACGUCGAGGGGCUGACUCUGACCACAGUCUUCCAGCCAAUGUCCUCGCUGGCGAUGCAAAUCUCCGCUAACAGUCCGCUGGGCUUGGAGCCGGUGGGCCAGCAAUGGUUCCUGGCGCGAGCCGACUGGAAGCAUGCACAAGAUGAAGACCGAGUCCGACAGGCAAUCCGCUCGAUCGUGGACGCAGCAGAAGCAGCGGCCAAGGAACACGGGGUGUAUCUCCCGUACAAGUACUCCAACUAUGCGGCGCGCGAUCAGGAUCCACUGGCUGGUUACGGCGCGGAAAAUGUGCGGCGGCUUGGUGAGGUGGCGCGCAAGUAUGAUCCCGACGCGGUGUUCCAGAUGCUGCAGAAUGGGGGAUGGCUGUUGAGCAAAGGAGGUUGGAAUGGACAAACUAAGGCAGAAGAGUGA